This is a messenger RNA of Melozone crissalis (California towhee), 11851 nucleotides long. Its product is annotated as SCO-spondin-like. Gene Ontology annotation, cellular component: extracellular region; extracellular matrix. Gene Ontology annotation, molecular function: protein binding. Lineage: Eukaryota; Metazoa; Chordata; Aves; Passeriformes; Passerellidae. The record is from RefSeq and is a predicted model, not a curated record.
AUGGCCGCGGUGGCGGGGCCGGGGGUCACCGCAGGGGUGGCGGCCAUCACGGUGCUGUGGGUGACAGCCGUGGGGGCAGCCACGGGGCGCUGGUGCGAGCGGACGGUGCUGGUGACGGAGCAGGAGGAGGUGAGGCCGCGGCGCGAGGCCGCGGUGCCGUGUCCCAGUUUGUACCAGUACAGCCUGGCCGGGUGGCGCCUGGACCGGGGCCGCACGCGCCGGGAGCGCGGCAGCUCCGACGGGGACACCGAGCCCGCCCUCUGCUACAUCUACCGCCCCCCGGAGGUGCGGCCGGUGGCGCAGAACCGCACGGAGCGCGGCUGUUGUCCCGGCUGGAGCGGGGCCCGCUGCACCGAGGGCCCCGGCUCCCUGGGCCGCUGUUUCAGCACGUGGCAGUGCCAGGACGGCGCGGGCCACAACGGCAGCGCCAUGAGCCGCGCCGAGUGCUGCCAGCAGCCCUGGGGACGCAGCUGGCAGCGCGGGGACGCCGGCGGGCCCUGCCUGCCCUGCACCCGCCUGCCCCUGGGCGGGGACGGGGGCUCCCCGCGCCACCGCAGCCCCCCGGCCACGUGCCAGGCCUGGGCCGGCUCCCGAUUCCGCACCUUCGACGGGCGGCACUUCGGCGUCACCGGGAACUGCCGGUACGGCCUGGCCAGCGCCACCGACGGCACCUGGGACGUCACCGUCGGCCUGGGACAGCCACGGGAGCUGCACAUGACCUUCGGGACGGACACGGUGGUGGCCCAGGGACGGAACGUGUCGGUGAACGGGGCAGCGGUGCCAGAGGGACGCCCCUACCUGCACAAAGGGCUCGGUGUCACCUGGCCGGGCGACUGGGUGGCCGUGGCCAGCAGCCUGGGUGUGCGGGUGGCCUGGGACGGGCACCUGGCGGUGACAGUGACGGUGGAGCCCGAGCUGCGCGGUGGCACCUGGGGGCUCUGUGGCACCUACACCGACGACCCCGCAGAUGACUUCCUGCUCCCCGAUGGGGACGUCGCCGCCAUCGCCGCCACCUUUGCCAGCGCCUGGAAGGUGCCAAUGGCCGGCACAGAGCCCCCGUGCAGGGACGCGCCCGAGGGUGGCCCCAGGUGUGGCCCGGGGAACGCGGCGGCGGCGGCGGCCACGUGCGGGCGGCUGCUGGCACAGCCCUUCCGGCAGUGCCACGGCGAGGUGGAUCCCAGCGGGUUCUAUGCGGCGUGUGUGGCACUGCUGUGCGGGGACGGGGACCCCCUGUCACCCCCCGGUCCCCUGCCAUCCCCUGAUCCCCUGUCACCCUCUGAUCCCCUGUCACCUCCCGAUCCCCUGUCACCUCCCGAUCCUCUGUCACUCCCUGAUCCCCUGCCAUCCCCUGAUCCCCUGCCACCCCCCGGUCCCCCCGUUCCCGCUCCCGCCGCCGCCUGUGCCACGUUCGCCGCCUACGCCCGGGAGUGCUCCCGCCGCCAGCUCCCCGUCCCCUGGCGCCGCCCCGGCCUCUGCGAGCGCCGCUGCGGGGCCGGGCAGCGCUUCUCGGACUGCGUGUCGCUGUGCCCCGUCACCUGCGCCACCGCGGGCGGCGCCGAGCCGGGCCCGUGCCAGCGCCACUGCCACGGCGGCUGCGAGUGCGGCCCGGGGCUGGCCCGGGACGGCCCCGGCUGCGUCCCCCCGGCCGCCUGCCCCUGCCACCACCGGCGGCAGCGCUACGAGCCCGGCCAGAGCAUCCGCCAGCGCUGCAACCGAUGCACGUGCGAGGGUGGCCGCUGGCGCUGUGAGCAGCAGCGGUGCCCGGCCGAGUGCGCGGUGCUGGGGGGACGUCACUUUGUCACCUUCGACCGCCGCCGCUUCUCCCUGCCGGCCGCGUGCGCGCACACCCUGCUGGAGGACUUCGUGUCGGGGCGGCUGCUGAUCACAGCCGAGCACGAGCCGUGUGACAGCCACCUGGGCUGUCCCCGCAGCCUCACCGUCAUCACCAGCCGCACCACGGCGCGGCUCCACGGCACAGGGGAGGUGACAGUGGCCGGGCGGGAGGUGACGCUGCCCUUCUCCGGUGCCGGGCUGAGCAUCCGCCGCGCGUCCUCGGCCUUCCUGCACCUGCAGCUGCCCGAGGCGCACCUGCUCUGGGGUCUGGGCACCCCCGACACCUUCAUCACCCUGCAGCCCGCCAUGGCCGGCGCGGUGCGGGGGCUCUGCGGGACCUUCAACGGGGACCAGCGCGACGAGUUCACGACGCCGGAGGGGGACGUGGAGCCGGGAGUCGCCGCCUUCGCCAACGCCUUCCGGGCGGCUGGAGCGUGCCCGGCGCUGGGCCCCGGCGUUCCCGACCCCUGCGACGGCUUCCCCGGGAGCCGGGAGCGCGCCGAGGCCGCCUGCGCCGUGCUCCUGGGGCCGGCCUUCCAACCGUGUCACCGCGCCGUGGACCCGGAGCCGUUCCUGGAGCUGUGCCGCUGGGACGUGUGCUCCUGCCGGGACCGGGAGCGGGAGCGGGAACUGGAGCGGUGCCUGUGCCCCGCGCUGGGCGCCUACGGACGGGAAUGCGCCCGGGAGGGAACCGAGCUGGAGUGGAGGAACCGGAGCCUCUGCGACGAGCCGUGUCCCGGGGGGCAGCAGUACCGGGACUGUGGGGGUCCCUGCGGCCGCUCCUGCCCGGAGCCCCCCGGCGGCAGUGACUGUCCCCCCCCGGACACCCUCUGCGUCCCCGGCUGUCGCUGCCCCCCGGGGCUGCUGCUGGCGCAGGGCGGGCAGUGCGUGCCCCCCGCCGCCUGCCCGUGCCCCCGCGGUGCCCGCCUGUACCCGCCCGGUGCCCGCAUCCGCCGCGGCUGCCAGGCCUGCGUGUGCGCGCGGGGGUCGUGGCGCUGCGCCCCCGGCCCGUGUCCCCCUGCCCCGCGCUGUCCCCCGGGGCUGCUGCACGCUCCCGGCUCCUGCCUGCGCCGCUGCGACCCCGCCGAGCCCUCCGGCACCUGCGGCGGCCCCGCCGACGGCUGCGUGUGUCCCCCCGGGGCGCUGUUCCUGGACGGGCGCUGCGUGUCGCCGGAGCAGUGUCCCUGUCACCACGGCGGGCGGCCGUACCCGCCCAACGCCACCAUCGCCCGCGACUGCAACACCUGCGUGUGCCGGGGCCAGCGGUGGCGCUGCGGGCGCCGGGAGUGCGCGGGGACCUGCGUGGCCACGGGGGACCCGCACUAUGUCACCUUCGACGGCCGCGCCUUCACCUUCGCGGGGGACUGCGAGUACCUGCUGGCCCGCGAGGCCUCCGGGCUGUUCGCUGUCACCGCCGAGAACGUCCCGUGCGGCGCCAGCGGCGUCACCUGCACCAAGUCCGUGCUGGUGGCCAUGGGCAACACCGUGGUGCACAUGCUGCGGGGGCGGGAGGUGACAGUGAACGGCGUGGCCGUGCGACCCCCCAAGGUGUUCGGGGGCUCGGGGCUGGCGCUGCAGCGCGCGGGGCUCUUCCUGCUGCUCCUGACGCGCCUGGGGCUGGCCGUGCUCUGGGACGGAGGGACCCGCGUGUACGUGCGCGUGUCCCCGCGGCUGCGCGGCCGCCUGGCCGGGCUCUGCGGGAACUUCGACGGCGACGCCGAGAACGACUUCGGGAGCCGCGACGGGGCCCUCGAGGCCACCCCCGAGAUCUUCGGGGACUCCUGGCGCCUCAGCCCGCUCUGCCCCGAGGCCGACGGCCACCGCCCGCACCCCUGCGAGGAGAGCCCCCAGCGCUCGGCCUGGGCGCGGGGGCGCUGCGGGGUCCUGCGGCACCCGCUGUUCGCGCCCUGCCACGAGCUGGUGCCGCCGCAGCGCUUCUACGAGUGGUGCCUGUUCGACGCCUGCGGGUGUGACAGCGGCGGGGACUGCGAGUGCCUGUGCACGGCCCUGGCCGCCUACGCCGAGGAGUGCGGCCGGCGGGGGAGAGCCCUGCGCUGGCGGAGCCAGGGGCUGUGCCCCCUGCAGUGCGAGGGGGGGCAGGAGUACAGCCCCUGCGGGCCCCCCUGCCCCCCCACCUGCCGCGACCUCGGCCGGGAGCCCCCCGAGCUCUGCGGGGCCCUGGGGUGCCUCGAGGGCUGCUUCUGCCCCCCCGGGCGGCUCCUGCACGACGGGCAGUGCGUGGAGCCCCCCGCCUGCCCCUGCUUCUGGGACGGCUUCGCCUUCCCGGCCGGGGCCAGCGUGAGCCAGGGCUGCAGCAACUGCACGUGCGUGGCGGGGCGCUGGCAGUGCCCCCCGAGCCCGGCGCCGUGCCCCGCCGCCCCCGCCUGCGCCCCCUGGGAGUUCCGCUGCCGCGCCGGGGGGCUCUGCGUGCCCGGGGCCUGGCUCUGCGACAACGAGGACGACUGCGGGGACGGCUCGGACGAGCUGUGCGACCCCCCCUGCGACCCCCGGCAGCCCCGCUGCCCCGGCGGGCCCUGCCUGCCCUGGGGGGCGCGCUGCGACGGCGUCGCGCACUGCCCCGACGGCUGGGACGAGGCCGGGUGCGCCCCCCGCGCCUGCCAGCCCCCCGAGUUCGCCUGUGCCGGGGGGCGCUGCCUGCCCCCCGCGCGGCUCUGCGACGGGCGCCUCGACUGUCCCCCCGGGGAUGACUCGGACGAGGCGGGCUGCGCCCCCCGGUGCGGGCCGGGGCAGUUCCGGUGCGGCGGGGGCCGCUGCGUGCCCUCCCGGUACCGCUGCGACGGCCGCGACGACUGCGGGGACGGCAGCGACGAGAACGACUGCCCCGGACCCUCCAUCCUGGGACCACCACACUGGAGACCUCCACCCGGGACCCUCCACCCUGGGAACCCCUCCUGGGACCCCCCGGCCCCUCUGCCCCGGGACCACCCCCCUGGGGACCGCCCCAUCCGCCCCGCGAGGCUCCCGAUCAGGGGCAGCUCCCCGGGACCCCCUACCCGGCAUCGCCGCCUUUGGGGACCCCUCCCCGUGACCCCUCACCCCGGAGCCCCUCCGAGACCCCCUUUGGUCCCCGCUGGCCCCGGCGGCGGUGUCACCGCUGUCCCCGUGUCCCCAGCGCGGGCCACCUGCGCCCCCGGCACCGUGCCCUGCCCCGACGGCUCCUGCGUGCCGGAGGCGGCCGUGUGCGACGGCGCCCGCGACUGUCGCGACGGCUGGGACGAGAGCCCGGCGGGGUGCGCGGUGGCGCUGCCGCCCGCGCCGCUGUCACCUGUCACCUCCCCUGUCAGCGCUGUCACCGCCCCUGUCAGCGCUGUCACCGCCGACACUGCCAUCGCGGUCACCAGCGGCACUGUCGCCAGCGCUGUCACUGUCAGUGACACUGACGCUAUCGCCGACACCUCUGCUGUCACCGCCGCUGUCACCAGCACUGUCACUGUCACUGUCACUGUCACCGCCUCGGCCGCGCCCUGCCCGCCCCGCUCCCUGCGCUGCCACAGCGGCGGCUGCGUCCCGCGGGGGUGGCGCUGCGACGGCGACAGCGACUGUCGCGAUGGCAGCGACGAGCGAGGCUGCGCCCCCCCGUGCGCCCCCGGCCACCUGCCCUGCGGCCCCGCCUGCGUCCCCCCGAGCCGCCUGUGCGACGGCGUCCCCGACUGUCGCGACAGCGCCGAUGAGAGCCCCCGGCUGUGCGAGCCCCCCGGCCCGCGGGGUCCCUGCGCAGAGUUCGCCUGCGGGGACGGGGAGUGUGUCACCUUCCAGCAGGUGUGUGACGGGCUGCGGGACUGCGCCUCGGGGGGGGACGAGCGGGGCUGCGGCUUUUGGGGUGCCUGGGGGCCCUGGGGGUCCUGCAGCCGCCCCUGCGGGCCCGGGGGGCAGCGCCGCGCCCGGGGGUGUCACCAGCGCCACCCGGGGCUGCUGCGGGGCUGCCGGGGACCCCGCGAGCAGGAGCGAGCCUGCUUCCACCGCGCCUGCCCGGUGGACGGCGCGUGGGGCCCGUGGGGUCCCUGGUCCGAGUGCCCGGGGGGCUGCGGGGGGGUCCGGCUGCGCACCCGAGGGUGCCGGCCCCCCCAGAACGGCGGCCGCGCCUGCGAGGAGCUGCGGGGGGGCCCCGGAGCGCUGGAGACGGCCCCCUGUGCCCCGGGGGGGUGCCCCAACGCCUCGCAGUGCUCGGAGGGGCUGCGCCCCCUGCCCUGCGCCCCCUGCCCCGCCUCCUGCGCCGACCUGGCCGCCGCCGUGCCCUGCCCGCGCCCCCCGCCCUGCCGCCCAGGGUGCUGGUGCCCGGCGGGGCGGGUGCUGGAGCCCCCCGAGGGCUGCGUGCGGCCGGGGCAGUGCCCGUGCCGGGCCGGGGGGCGCCGCUUCCCGCCGGGAGCCCCGGUGCCGCUCGGGUGUCGCGUGUGCGCGUGCCUGGAGGGACAGCUGCGACACUGCCGCCCGCAGCCCGGCUGCUCAGUGGACUGCGGUUGGUCCUCGUGGUCGCCGUGGGGCCCGUGCGGGGGCGGCUGCGGCAGCCCCGGGGUGCAGUGGUCGUUCCGCAGCCCCUCGAACCCGGCCCGGCGCGGGGGCGGCCGCCACUGCCGCGGCAUCUACCGGAAAGCGCGACGGUGCCGCACGCCGCCGUGCCCGCGGUGCCGGGAGCGCGGCCGCUGGCGCGUCCCCGGGGAGCGCUGGCGGGGGGAGCCGUGCCAGCUGUGCCAGUGCCUGCCGGGCGGGGCCGUGCGCUGUGUGCCCUACUGUCCCCUCCGCCGCUGUCCCCAGGGCCAGGCGCUGCGGGAAGGGCACGGCGGCUCCUGCUGCUCCUGCGGCCCCGCGGGUGACAACGCCACGGCCGCCCCGCCCGGCACGGUGACAGCGCUGUCCCCGAGCGGUGCCGAGACCCCCGGCAGGCCCGGCCCCACGGCCGGGACCGAGGGGCCCAGAGGCGCCGAGACCCCCUCGGGACCCCCCGAGGGCACCCCCGGAACCGCGACCCCGCCCGAGGACACCCCGGGACCCCCCGAGGGCACCCCCAGAGCCGCGACCCCGCCCGAGGACACCCCGGGACCCCCCGAGGGCUCCGCGCCCCCCCCCGAGCCGGAGCUGCCCUCGCUGGCUCCCACGGGGGUCCCCGCCGCGACCCCCCCAGGCUGCGUCCCCCAUGUUUGGGGGCUUUGGGGGUCCUGCAGCCGCUCCUGCGGGGUGGGGGUCGCUCUGCGGCGCCGGAGGGAGACCCCGCCCGGGGGGGGCUGCGACCACCGCCCCGGAACCGGCACCGGAACCGAAACCGACACCGGAACCGACACCGGAACCGAAACCCGCGUGUGCUUCCUGCAAGCCUGCCCAGUUUCGGGCGGGUGGGCGCCCUGGGGCUCCUGGAGCGCCUGCGCCGCCCCCUGCGGGGGGGGGCAGCAGAUUCGCCGCCGCAGCUGCAGCGACCCCCCCCCAAAAAACGGGGGGCGGCCGUGCGAGGGAGGGGCGCUGCAGAGCCGGCCCUGCAACCUGCGGCCCUGCGGGGACCCCCCAGCCUGCCCCCCCCAGGCGCUGCUGGUGCCCCCGGGGGGCUGCGAGGAUCUGGGGGUCCCCCCGUGCCCCCCCAGCUGCGCGGACCUGAGUGGGAACAGCUCGUGCCCGGGGGGCUGCCAGGAAGGCUGCCGGUGCCGGCCCGGGCUGGUGCUGCAGGGGAGCGGCUGCAUCGAGCCCAGCGCCUGCGGGAUCCCCGCGGGGGUGAUGGGGGUGCCCGGGGACCGGGGCCCCCCCGAAUCCUGCGGGUGGUCGCGCUGGACCCCCUGGACCCGCUGUGACUGCGGCAGCGGGAGCCGGCAGCGCUUCAGAUCCCCCACCAACCCCGCGGCCGCGCCGGGCGGUGCCCCCUGCACCGGGACCCCCCGAGAGGAGCGGGGCUGUGCCGAGCUCUGCGGGCCCGAGCCCGGGAGCGCGGGGCCGCCUGCGGGGGGCACCGAGACCCCGGUGACCGCAGGGUCCCCAGAGACCCCAGAGGCCGCAGGGUCCCCAGGGUCGCCGUGGGCGCUGGAGCCGGCGUGGGGCACGGAGCUGCCGUGGGGCACGGAGCCGCUCUGGGUCCCGGAGUCCCCGGAGCCCCCCGAGCUCCCGGAGCCCCCUGAACCCCCCGGGUCCCCGGAGCCCCCGGAGUCCUCGAAGCCCCCCGAGCCUCCGGAGCCCCCCGAGCCGCCACAACCCCCAGAGGCCCCGGAGCCCCCGAAGUCCUCGCAGUCCCCGGAACCCCCAGAGUCCCCGGACGCCGCGCUCGGCCCGUGGUCGCCGUGGAGCACGGAGCCCCUGCCGGUGUCCCCAUGGAGCGCGGAGCCCCUGCCGGUGUCCCCGUGGAGCGCGGAGCCCCUGCCGGUGUCACCGUGGAGCGCGGAGCCCCUGCCGGUGUCCCCAUGGAGCGCGGAGCCCCUGCCGGUGUCACCGUGGAGCGCGGAGCCCGCCCGCGCCCCCGAGGCGCCGGUGCCCGCCCGGGGGUCGCCGUGGGGGCCGUGGGGGCCGUGGGGCGGCUGCAGCGCCGCGUGCGGGGGCGGCGAGCGCUGGCGCCAGCGGGGCUGCGGGAGCCCCCCGUGCCCGGGACCGGCGCUGCAGAGCCAGAGCUGCCACAGCCACGCGUGCCGCGAGGCCGGGUGCCCCCCGGGACGGACGUUCCGUGAGUGCGGGGGGAACUCGGGGUGCCCCCGGAGCUGCGCCCACCUCGGGGGGGCCGUGGGGUGCGCGGGGGGGUGCCAGGAGGGGUGUCACUGCCCCCCCGGCACCUUCCUGCACCGCCACACCUGCCUGCAGCCCCAGCAGUGCCCCUGCUCGGUGCCGGCCGCGCUGCUGGGGGGGGGCACCCCCGGGACCCCCCCCGGCCCGGAGCCCCCCGGGACCCCCGCUGGGGACCCCCCGAUCGUGGAGCUGCCGCCGGGCGGGACCCUGAGCCUGGGCUGCGCCCGCUGCACCUGCCUGUGGGGCCGCCUGCGCUGCGCCCCCCCCGGGGGCUCCGCCUGCAACGGGAGCGCGACACCGAACUGCGGGAGCGGCCCCUGCGCCGGUGGGUACCGGCCCCACAGACCCCUGCCCUAUACCGGGGCAGAGCCCGGCCCCACAGUGGAUCUCGGCCCCAUAUCAGAUCUCGGCCCCACACCGGAUCUCAGCCCUACAGCGGAUCUCAGCCCCACACCCGAUCUCAGCCCCACAGCGGAUCUCGGCCCCACACCCGAUCUCAGCCCCAUAUCGGAUGUCAGCCCCACAGCCCCAGGGGCCGAGCAGGAGCCCCGGGGAUCCCCGGAGGUCCCGGCGGUCCCGUGGGGGCCGUGGGGGCCGUGGGGACCCUGCAGCCAGAGCUGCACCCGCCCCGAGAGCCCCGCGAGCCGCAGCCGCCACCGGGACUGCGCGGGGGGAAACUGUGGGGCGGGGGCGGGCACCGAGACACGGCCCUGCAACCUGCAGCACUGCGAAGCCCCCCCGUGCCCGAAGCCCCCCUGCCCGUGCCGCUGGAGCCCCUGGGGUCCCUGGGGGUCGUGCUCGCGGCCCUGCGGGGGGGGGCAGCAGCGGCGGCUCCGCGCCUUCGCCCCCCCCGGGCCCGGGGGGCGCUGGUGCCCCCAAAUCCUGGGGGGGGGCCACGAGCAGCGCCGGCCGUGCGGGGUGACGGCGUGCCGGGUGAACGGCGCGUGGUCCCCGUGGGGUCCCUGGUCGCGCUGUGACGUCACGUGCGGGGGGGGCCGCUCCGUGCGCAGCCGCUCCUGCUCCAGACCCCCCCCAAAAAACGGGGGCAGCCCCUGCCCCGGGAUGGGGCACGAGCUGCGCGUCUGCAACGCCCGCGCCUGCGGCCCGCGGUGCCCCCCCGGGCAGAGCGAGUCCCCCUGUGCCACGCGGUGCCCGCGGAGCUGCCGGGACCUGCAGGAGGGCGUGUCCUGCCAGGGGGGGGCGCCCUGCGAGCCCGGCUGCCGCUGCCCCCCCGGUACCCUGGAGCAGGACGGGGCCUGCGUGCCCCCCGCGCUGUGCCCCUGCCUGGACUCGGGGGGGCACCUCUGGGUGCCGGGGGGGGGCGGCCCCGCCCGGGGCUGCCGGAACUGCGCGUGCGCGGGGGGGCGGCUGCGCUGCGGGCCGGGGGGGUGCGCGACCCCCCCCGCGACCCCCGGGACCCCCCCCGGCACCGCCCCCUGCGCCUGGAGCCGCUGGAGCCAGUGGGGACCCUGCAGUGCCACCUGCGGGGGGGGGCGGCAGCUGCGACACCGGACCCCCAUCCCCCCCGAGGGCGGGGGGGCACCGUGCGGAGCCCCCCAGGAGCAGGCGCGGGGCUGCGAGGAGGCGCCGUGCCCGCCGCUGUGCCCCUGGGCGGGGGGCGAGCGGGCGCUGGGCGAGCGCUGGAGCCCCGGCCCGUGCCGCCUCUGCACCUGCACCCCCGAGGGACCCGAGUGCGGGGACACGCCGUGUGCCGCCGAGCCGUGUGACUGGAGCCCCUGGGGGCCCUGGGGACCCUGCAGUGACCCCUGCGCGGGGGGGUCCCGCCUGCGCCACCGGCACCCCCGGCACCCCGAGCCCCCCGGGCGGGCGUGCGCGGGGGUCCGCACCCAGAGCGAGAGCUGCGGCUCCGGCGCCUGCCCCGAGCCCCGGUGCGGCGGGGGGGGCCGCAGCCGCAGCCCCUGCGCCGGGCGCUGCCCCCGGAGCUGCGCGGACACCUGGGCGCCGGUGCAGUGUCUGCAGGGACCGUGCGAGACAGGGUGCCGGUGCCCCCCCGGGCAGCUGCUGCAGGACGGGCGCUGCGUCCCCCUGAGCCGCUGCCGCUGCGGGACCCCCGGCGGGGACAGCGGGAGCCGCGAGGUGGCCCCGGGCACCGUGACCCGCGUCGGGUGCCACGAGUGCACCUGCGAGAACGGGACCCUGACCUGCCCGGCGCUGCCGUGUCCCUCCCCGGAGCCCGCGACUCCCGCCAGCCCCAUGUCCCCGGUGUCCCCCGUGUCCCCUGCACACCCCGUGUCCUCCGUGUCCCCCGUGUCCCCCCCCCUGUCCCUGUCCCCCGCCGUGUCCCCGUGGUCCCCCUGGUCCCGCUGCUCCCGCAGCUGCGGCGGCGGCACCCGGAGGCGGCAGCGGCAGUGCCGGGAGGGCCCCGGGCCGGGGCCGCCGUGCGGGGGGAGCCCCGAGGAGGAGACGGCGGCGUGUAACCCCCAGGCGUGCCCCGUGCCGUUCCCGGUGGCCCCCAGCUGCCCCCCGGGCGAGGUGUGGCUGGACCCCGGCCCCGCCUGCGAGCGCAGCUGCCAGGACCUGGCGGAGCCCCCCGGGACCUGCGGGGGGACCCCCGCGACCCCCGGAACCCCCGGAUCCCCCGGGACCCCCGGAACCUCCGGAUCCCCCGGGACCCCCGGGACCCCCGUGACUCCGGACAGCUCCAGCGCCCCCGGGGUCCCCACGGCCCCCGGCACCCCCGGGACCCUCGGGACGGCCUCGCCCCCCCCGCGCUGCGCCUGCGCCCCCGGGCGGUACCGGAACGGCUCCGGGCAGUGCGUGAGCGCGGGCGGCUGCGGCUGCCGGUACCGCGGGGCGCUGCGAGCGGCCGGCAGCGAGUGGCAGGAGCCGUGCGGGACCUGUCGCUGCUCCGAGGGACGCGUCACCUGCGGCAGCUCCUGCCCCGCGCUCACCUGCCCCGAGGGCGCGGAGCCGGUGCGGGAGCCCGGGAGCUGCUGCCCCGUGUGCCGGGACGAGUGGCCAGAGGAGCCCCCCGGGCCGUGCCGGCUCCUCACGACGCUGCGGAGCAUCGCCAAGGGCGCGUGUGUGCUGCGGGGCGUCCGCGUCACCUACUGCGCGGGGGCGUGCCGCUCCCGCACCGCCGUCAGCGCGCAGGAGCCGUACGUGCGGUCGCUGUGCGAGUGCUGCAGUUACCGGCUGGACCCCGCCCGGCCCGUGCGGCCGCUGCUGCUGCCGUGCCCCCGGGGCCGCCCCCGGCCCGCGCUGCUGCCCCGCAUCGCCGAGUGCCGCUGCGAGCCCUGCCGGGGCGGGGACUUCAGCCGGCGCUGAGAGACCCCCGGACACCGCC